GAUUUGCUUUAUUGGGUAAUUGCAAAAACUUGGAUUUAAACCCAGUAGUUUUGUAUUACUAGCAACUUUAUCUCUUCAUAUUAUUUUUGUUUUUGCUUUCUUUCAUUUUUGCACUUUCAGUUGACAAUUACAAAGGAACCCCAUUUCAGCAGAUUAGUGUACCAAAGCUUUGCACUUUGCCUUAGUUUCAGUCUCUAGAUAAACCCCAUAUCUGCUCCUUAGUUGGCUUCUUUCUUUCUUUCUUUCUUUUUUUUUUUUACUCUCUAUCUUCUUCAUUUUUGGGUUGAUGAAUUCUAUUUGCGGGUGAUAAAAGAGAGUAGAAAAUUACAGGGGAAAAAAUGAGAUCAUACAUUUAUUUCUUGCUUCGGUUUCUUGCCUAUGGAGUAUCUUUUGUGACUUGUGUUUCUUUCCCUACUAAUGAAGUUUGGGCUCUUACAACAUUUAAGGAAGCUAUAUAUGAAGACCCGCAUCUGGUUUUGUCAAACUGGAAUGCUUUAGAUGCUGAUCCAUGUGAGUGGUCUGGGAUUAUUUGUAAUGUGGAGAGACAACAUGUUAUAAAGAUAAACAUAUCUGGUUCAUCUUUGAAGGGAUUUCUUGCACCGGAAAUGGGCCAAAUUACCUACUUGCAAGAACUAACUUUACGGGAGAACAAUUUAAUAGGGAUAAUACCUAAAGAACUGGGCAUGUUGAAAUUCCUCAAAGUUUUGGAUUUGGGGAUGAAUCAACUGACGGGUCCUAUUCCUUCAGAGCUAGGGAAUUUAACCAGUGUGAUGAAGAUAAACCUUCAGUCAAAUGGGUUGACCGGGAGCUUGCCUGCUGAGUUUGGCAAUUUAAAAUAUCUUCAGGAACUUCACCUUGAUAGAAAUAAACUUCAAGGAACUGUUCCUGCUGAUAGCAAUUCAGCUUUUACAGCUCAGAUACAUGGAAUGUAUGCCUCACGUUCAAACUUAACUGGACUUUGUCGCUUGUCUCAGUUAAAGGUGGUAGAUUUCUCCUACAAUUUUUUGGUUGGAAGCAUACCUAAGUGUUUGGAAUAUCUUCCGAGCACAAGCUUUCAAGGGAACUGCCUUCAGGUCAAAGAUGUUAAACAGCGUCCCACCACACAAUGCAGUGCAAUGCCAUCCAGAAGACACCAACCACGCAGCCCUAAGCAUUGGCCUGCUGCAGACAUUGUUAAGCAUCAGAAAACACCAAAACCUGCUUGGCUUUUAGUUCUUGAAAUAGUGACAGGCAUCCUGUUGGGAUCUCUCUUUCUUGUUGCCUUCCUCACUGCUUUACAAAGAUGCAACAAGAAGUCUGCAAUCAUAAUACCUUGGAAGAAAUCAGGGAGCGAGAAGGAACAUGUGGCAGUAUACAUUGAUUCUGAGUUGUUGAAGGACGUGACUAAAUACAGCAGACCAGAGCUUGAAGUAGCUUGUGAAGACUUCAGCAACAUUAUUGGUUCCUCUCCAGACAGUUUGGUCUACAAAGGCACCAUGAAGGGUGGGCCUGAAAUUGCUGUGAUAUCCCUCUGCAUUAAAGAGGAGCAGUGGACAGGCUAUCUUGAGCUCUAUUUCCAGAGAGAGGUGGCAGAUUUGGCAAGAUUGAAUCAUGAGAAUAUGGGGAAAUUACUAGGUUACUGUAGAGAGAGCACUCCAUUUACAAGGAUGCUUGUUUUUCAAUAUGCAUCAAAUGGAACGCUAUAUGAGCAUUUGCAUUAUGGAGAAGGAUCCCAAUUAUCUUGGACGAGGCGUAUGAGAAUUAUUCUUGGCAUUGCUCGAGGACUCAAUUAUCUUCAUACUGAUCUUGAGCCACCAUUCACUAUAUCAGAGUUAAACUCUAGUGCUGUGUAUCUUACAGAGGAUUUUUCCCCCAAGUUGGUUGAUUUUGAAAGUUGGAAGACCAUUCUUGCUAGAUCAGAAAAGAACUCUGGCUCUAUCGGCAACAAUGGUGCCAUAUGUCUACUUCCUAAUUCUGUGGAGAAACGUCAUCUGGAUAUCCAGGGAAAUAUUCAUGCCUUUGGCAUACUUCUGCUGGAGAUUAUUAGUGGGAGGCCUCCAUUCUGCAAGUACAGAGGGAGCUUGGUAGAUUGGGCCAAGGACUAUCUUGAAUUACCAGAAGUAAUGUCUUACAUUGUGGACCCAGAGCUAAAACAUUUCAGCUAUGAUGACCUCAAAGUUAUCUGUGAAGUUAUAAGCCUUUGCAUCAAUCCAGACUUUUCUAAACGGCCAUCCAUGCAGGAAGUAAGCCUCAUGUUGGAGAGCAGAAUUGACACAUCGGUAUCCGUUGAGCUCAAGUCAUCUUCUUUGGCAUGGGCUGAACUUGCUCUUUCCUCGUGAAUGAGUUGAAGCUAACACACUGUACAUCAAAUACAUACAGUUUUACCCUUUUUCUUCUAUUCGAUCUUUUUGGUCUUUGUAAAUGCUGCAUUUGGCUUCAUCUAUACUGAAAAUCCACUUGCAUUUUAUACCAUUGGAUGUUCAAAAAAUUUUCUGAAAUCAUAGAAUAGCUGACUAGCUCUUUUUCCUUGGGUCAUGUACAACCAGUUUCACUAUGUAUGUAAAUUAUGUUUAUGUUGUCUCAACGUCCACAAUGAAAUUAUUGGUCGUCUGCUUUGUACAUUAUUGGGAGCUUGCUUCUUGUAAUCUUAGAAAAUUAUUACAGCUAAUACCCUAAUAGAACUGUCGUGGCCUAUUCUGUUCAGUUGUCAGUCUUUCUCCUUUUCAGCUUAAAGUAUUAGAACAAAAUAUUUUGAGACAUUCAUUUUUCUGUCAAAUGGAAUUAAAAGGAAUCUGUUUAGCUGUUAUUAAUGAUUUAAUCAAAUUUAAGAUAUCAUUUAAUUGAAGUUUUUACCAGGCAAAGUGUGCUCUAUGUUGAGCUGGACAGGACAAAAGGGUUGAAAAUGUGCUGCCGCACUUGAUGUUCUCUUUGUUGCAGAUAAACCUCGUUUGGUAAAGAAAGAUGAAAAUGAUGACGCGGAAGUUCUCUCAUCUCAUGAUCAAGAUUUAUCAAUACAGCUUUAGUGAUUAGACAUUUCCUAAAUUCCCUACCACGCAAAGCCAAUGAUCGAUGCAAAUAAAACCCUGCGGUAAGUAAAAGCAAUGCGAUGGUUUUAGCAAGAAAUUUCAGGCUACAAAUGGCUCAAUUUAUCCUAGAUCAACCUGCUCGGAAUGAAGGUCUUUUCCAUCAGGCACAUGGCUGCAAAACUCAACCUGCUAGUGCUUUG
Molecule: messenger RNA, 3205 nt
Organism: Durio zibethinus
Lineage: Eukaryota; Viridiplantae; Streptophyta; Magnoliopsida; Malvales; Malvaceae
Product: putative LRR receptor-like serine/threonine-protein kinase At1g63430
Biological process (GO): protein phosphorylation
Molecular function (GO): protein kinase activity; ATP binding; protein binding
Source: RefSeq, a predicted model, not a curated record